This is a messenger RNA of Adineta ricciae, 1758 nucleotides long. Lineage: Eukaryota; Metazoa; Rotifera; Eurotatoria; Adinetida; Adinetidae. The record is from the annotation of a GenBank genome assembly.
AUGGAUAAGAAGAAAGAUUCACCUCCAUCGGACAAAAAGAAAUCGACGACGACAACAACAACAAAGACAACCAAGCACGAAGAGAAAAAAGAUGAAAAUAUUCUUGUCAAAGCUGCACAUUCGAUUCGAGACAAAGUACACGGACUGACUGAUGAAGUCAAGGAUAAAGCACACCAUCUAACACAUAGUGAUGAUUCGAAAAAAGAUAAAGAUCAUAAGAAAUCAGAUACCAAAUUAAAAGCAUCAUCGAAAAUACCCAAAUCAUCGGAUAAAGAUAGUUCCGACGACGAAAAAGACAAAGAUCCAACUGCACCACCGGGUUCUUCAGAUGACAAGAAAAGUUCUACGGGUUUACCUUCUUCAGACAAGCCACCAGGUGACAAAGCAGCUGGUGAUGCUGCCCCUUCAUCGAAACCACCUCCAAGUAAGUCACCAGGAUUACCAUCUGGUGGUGGUGGUGAUACUGAUGCAGCUUCUAGUGCACCUACGCCUUCAAAACCAGCUAGUAAAGCAACGGAACCACCAUCCGGUGGCGAUUCAAAACCUCCUGGCGAGAAGAAGGGCGACACUCCAGCUGCAUCCUCAGAUGCACCUGGUAAUGCUGGUGCUAGUAAAUUUUCUGGUGAACCCAGUAGUGAACAGAAACCAGCACCUUCGGCUAGUCCUGAUGUAGCAAACAAAUCUCCCGCUGGAAGCAACUCAAAUGAUAAAGUUCACAUUUCUUUUGACGGUAUACAAACCGUCGAUGACUUACUCGAACGAAUAGACCAAGCUAUUGAAAGCGCACAGAUAAUUGUUGAUGAUGGCACGAAAAAGACUCAAGGAGAAAAACCCACUGCUGCUGCUCCUGCUGAUGCUGGAGCUGAAAAGAAACCUGCAGAGGAUGAACCAAUUCGAGUUAAAUUCAAUGAAGUUCGCAAUAUGGAAGAUCUUCUUAGUCUAGUUAAUAAUCAACCAGGUCAUCGAAAGGUUGUUCUCGAAGAUGCACCUGGUCAAUCCAAUACUGUUUCAAUCAAGAAGAAUAGUACCCAAUCAGUUGGUGAUUCGAAAGAUAAAAAUGCAACAACUACAGUAAAGAAAGAAGAAACUCCAUCAUCAACAAAAGUUGAAAAGACUGAAGAAACACCGACAUCCACUUCCAAAACAACUGAAAAGAAGGAAGAAACCCCAUCAUCAGCAACGAAGACUACCGAGAAGAAGGAAGAAACUCCAUCAUCAGCAACGAAGACUACCGAGAAGAAGGAAGAAACUCCAAACUCAGCAACGAAGACCACGGAAAAAAAAGAAGAAACACCAACGUCGUCCUCAACAACGAAGAAAGAAGAAACACCUUCAUCAUCAACCAAAGUCGAGACAACUAGCACACCAACAUCAUCAGAAACUACUGUAAAAACAACGGAUAAGUCUCCACAAUCGAAUGACGCGUCUUCGCCUGAAGGCGACCAAAUCCACGUGAAUAUUGAGAAUAUUCAAAGUGUCGAUGAUCUUUUGGAUCGAGUCGAUGAAGCUGUUCAAAAGGUUCCUGUUAUUAUUGAUACAAAGCCACGACCUAGUCCAAAUUCAUCAGAACAUAAGGAAGAUGAUCAAGCCGAUAAGAAAGACGAUUCCGCCGCACUGAAAUUUCAAAAAAAAGAUACUGAAACCAAACAAGACUCCGAUGGAAAAACAGUAACUAAAGAAGAGGUCAAGACUGAAGAAGAUCCCGACGGGAAAAAUGUGACCAAAAAAGCGUCUAGCGAAACGACCGAAACCUUCUAA